AUGAGUAACUACAACAUGUCGGCGAUGCGGAAACACAACGUCACGACAUUUCCGCGUCCCCCCGUGGUGGACCGAGUCCAGAGACACAUCCAGAUCAAGUGGCAUGGCCAACUUAUAGCCGAUUGCCCGCCCGGUGAGGCUUACUGGUGUCUGGAGACCCAUCACGCGCCCAGACUUCCUCUCUCGACGACUCCUCGUACCUCCUUUGACGAGUUCAGAGGUCCCAUAACCUACUACGCCAUGAUGAGCCCCAUCAACGCGGCUGACACGGUGAGCAACCGCAUCUGGUCGUUCAACGAGCCUCCAAAAGAUUUUGAGGCCAUCAAGGGCUAUCUGGCCUUCUUUGCGGGUCCUUGGGAGUGCUAUGUCGACGGCGAACGCGCCCAGUCUCCCCCGCAAGACUUCUACGGCGGGUGGGUCACGAGCGAUAUUGAAGGCAUCAACAAGGCUCCUCAUCCUUGGGGCGUUCCCCCCCCCUGGGGCCACGAGCAGUUCUAG
Podospora anserina S mat+ is the source of this 498-nucleotide messenger RNA. RefSeq lists its product as uncharacterized. The transcript is spliced from 2 exons. Lineage: Eukaryota; Fungi; Ascomycota; Sordariomycetes; Sordariales; Podosporaceae. Bases 1 to 498 code for a protein of 165 amino acids. The record is from RefSeq and is a predicted model, not a curated record.